CACAGAUCAAACAGAGCUGAAAGAUAAACAUCUGAUCCGAUAUCUUUGCCCUCAGAUGCACCUCAGUGGAAAAUCAGAAAACCCUAGAAAUAACAUGCUCUCCCGCUACCUGUGCCAACGUCAAGGCACCGCAAGUGCCCGUUAGCGGGGGACUGUUGAUCCUAGUCGCUCUUAUCGCAGAUCUGUCUAGCCAGCGACCAAGACAUCUCACAUUGGGGACAAGAUGUUUUCAUCUGCUUUCAAAACCUUCACCUCCAAUAUUACAUCCGCCUAUGAGAUAUCCAAACAGCCUUCCGCCACUGUAGGCGUCUGGACAAUCUACGAUGCCAAGAAAAAGACCACAUCCUCACAGGCUUCGGUUUUUGUGUUUGACCGGAAAGCCCUCGACGUUAGUAGCGGCGGCUUCGGCGCCCGCGCGAGUUCGACUUCUAUACGCAAAGCCCAGGAAGAGGUCUUGGAGCGACUAAAGAAGGAGGCCAGCAGUCUCGCCCGACUCCGACAUCCCUCCGUUCUUCAAUUGGUAGAGCCCGUCGAAGAGACUCGCAGUGGUGGUCUCAUGUUUGCCACCGAGCCUGUCUUGUGCUCCCUUUCAGCUGCCCUCGCCCAAAAAGACUCUCGCGGUGGACGGAGCGGCAGAGGAGUAUCCAGAUCCAUUUCUGAGGAUGGCUCCACCUCGAAGGCCAUGAAAGACAUCGAGAUCGAUGAGCUGGAGAUCCAGAAAGGUCUUCUUCAGGUGGCAAAAGGUCUGGAGUUCCUUCACGACAGUGCCAAGCUCGUCCAUGGCAAUCUGACCCCCGACGCCAUCAUCAUCAAUGCAAAGUCGGACUGGAAGAUUUCAGGCUUGUCAUUUGCAGGACCUCCUGAUGGUGCAGAAGGCCAUCAACCCGUUCCUCAGAUUUCUCUCUCUGAGGUGCUGUACCAUGACCCUCGACUGCCUCAAACUGUUCAACUGGACCUCGAUUAUACGUCGCCCGACUUUGUACUAGACUCCAACAUCAAUUUCCUCGCCGAUAUCUUUUCCCUGGGUCUUGUCAUUCUGGCGUGCUACAGGGAGCCCCAUCGAUCACCUGUCGAAACGCAUGGCAACCAGUCAACAUACAAGAAGAUAUUUAGCAACGCAUCCACUGUGCCAUCAAGUUCAAACAAUUACCUCUCGGAGAAUAAACUUCCACGCGAGUUGAACGUCACCUUGCCUCGUAUGCUAACAAGACGACCGGCGCAGCGUCUGACAGCCAGCGAAUUCCAGCAGUCGGAUUAUUUUGACAACAUCCUCGUCAACACCAUGAGAUUCCUCGAUGCUUUUCCAGCCAAAACUCCUGCGGAGAAAACCCAGUUCAUGAAAGGCCUGGGCCGAGUAAUGCCGCAAUUUCCUCCAUCAAUCCUGGGAAAGAAGAUUCUCGGUGUUCUACUGGACGAAAUGAAAGACCGAGAUCUACUGCCUCUUAUAAUGCAGAAUGUUUUCGAAAUAGUCAAGGUCAUCCCCUCAAGCAAAGAGGCUGUUUCCAAUCUGAUCAUUCCACGAAUGCGCGAGACGUUCCUCAGCAAACCCAAGGCCGAUGAGAGAGAUAGUAGUAAAGAGGCUGCGCUAGUCUCUGUGCUCAACAACAUACAGCUGAUUGCUGACAACUGUUCCGCCAAGCAAUUCAAAGACGACAUUCUACCAAUUGUGCAUGUUGCCAUGGAAUCAUCCAUACACACCUUGACAGACGCUGCUUUGCAAAGUCUGCCAGUAAUUCUUCCUCUGAUUGACUUCACCACUGUCAAGCAUGACCUAUUUCCGGUGGUGGCCAAUGUCUUCAGCAAGACGAACAGCCUCAGCAUCAAAAUUCGUGGUCUCGAAGCUAUUGGUGUUUUGUGUGGCGUUACUACGACAAACACAACGUCGCAAAGAGAAGAUUAUUCCGGCGCCGAUCGGCAAGAACGACAAGAUAAAAAUAUAUCUAGCCUCGACAAAUUCACCAUGCAAGAAAAGGUGGUGCCAUUACUCAAAGCCAUCAAAACGAAGGAGCCCGCCGUGAUGAUGGCGUCCCUGAAAGUUCUGCGCCAGAUUGGUCAAACAGCCGAUACCGAGUUUCUGGCACUAGAGAUCAUGCCAAUCUUAUGGACCUUCAGUCUUGGGCCAUUGCUCGAUCUGGGUCAGUUCAGGUCAUUUAUCGAUGUCAUCAAGUCUCUUACUGCCAAAAUUGAGCGGGAGCAAAUGAGAAAGUUAGGGGAGCUCUCUACGAGCCAGCCUACAGAAACUCGAUCAGCUGGUAUAGCACAGUCAUCAAGCCUCAGUCCCAUGAAUGGACCCUUUGCAACCACUGGGACCGAGGACAAUUUCGAAAAACUUGUCUUGGGCAGCAAGGCACAAGAGCGACCUGAUCCAUUCGCAGGUGCGCUUACCGAUGGUGAAAGGCUGACUCAAAAUCCUCCAACCUUUUCCUGGUCUUCCACUGCCACACAGGGUGGAAAUGUCGUUCAAUCGCAACCAGCGACCAGCAUACCAGCAUUGCGCCCACAGCCUUCCUUCCGCUCCAUUACGCCAGACGUCAGUAUUUCUGCCUUUCCCACCCUACAGCCUGUCUCUCAGCCACUUGCGUCUAGCACUAUGUCGCCAUCUCCGUGGGGAGCUCCCCUUCAACCUUCAAGCCGGCCGGUUAGUCAGCGGCGACCCUUGCCGUCCACGAAUGCUUCUUCUGGCUUUCAAACAUCGCAGCAGGCGUGGCAAACUUCAAGUAAUCUGAGCAGUCCUCCUUUGUCACCGCCUCCCCCGACUAAUAGCCCAUGGCAACUGCCACCUCCUCCAGGAUCUCAAACUUCGUGGUCGGCAGGCGUGCAACCGCCACCGCAGAGCAACAUGCAAAGGACAACGUUACAGCAGCCUAAUUACAGCAGUCUUGGCUCAACGAUGCAACAACCUGCCAGCAAUCCAAUGAGCACUAUGCUUCCCACGAAUAUUGCCGGACGACCGGCUCAACAGCAACAGAAGACCGGGCUAGACAAGUAUGAAUCUUUGCUUUGAGGUGCACGACUCUUGGAGAUGGCGGUAGCUGCCCCGUCGUCGGCGGAAUAAGCAUUUGCACGAUUUCGGCAUCUUUGAAUGAUAAGGAGAGUGAGGACGUUCCUGGGUCAUUAGGAUACGGGCCACGUUGGGUCCUUUCGUCAUCUACAAAGGGGUUGGGAAUGAUGGCUAGGACAUGAUAUGAACCGAGGGUUUAUCACGUCGGAAAUGUGCUCGAAUGAAGUUAUAUAGACUUAUGUUGGGUUGGAAGCUCCCUUGCGGCAUGAACAGGGUAACGAGUUAGUGAGGAUAUUUUGCAUAAUAGAUUGCUAGGUGUUGACUUU
Molecule: messenger RNA, 3327 nt
Organism: Exophiala mesophila
Lineage: Eukaryota; Fungi; Ascomycota; Eurotiomycetes; Chaetothyriales; Herpotrichiellaceae
Exons: 1
Coding region: 224-3004 (926 amino acids)
Biological process (GO): protein phosphorylation
Molecular function (GO): ATP binding; protein kinase activity
Source: RefSeq, a predicted model, not a curated record